Molecule: messenger RNA, 1795 nt
Organism: Hipposideros armiger (great roundleaf bat)
Lineage: Eukaryota; Metazoa; Chordata; Mammalia; Chiroptera; Hipposideridae
Gene: CD68
Product: CD68 molecule
Exons: 6
Coding region: 540-1523 (327 amino acids)
Biological process (GO): establishment of protein localization to organelle
Cellular component (GO): lysosomal membrane; plasma membrane; late endosome membrane
Source: RefSeq, a predicted model, not a curated record
ACUGUUCUAGUUAACCCCAAAGGUCAUAUUAACUGGAUAGCGUGACCCUUCUGUAGGGGUUGGGCAAUCACCAUCACAAGUGCCUCAUGUCUCAGCCAAGAGGAAGUGAUAGAUGGAAGGGGGAAAAGUAACUUGACAUCCUAUUGAAUUUUUCUCUAGAAAUGGGCUGCUGUUUCUCAACUGGUUCUGUAAUUACCACUUAAAUUUUGCUCAAGUAGAUACAUGGGUCUGGGUUCCCAAGGAUCAACUGUUCCAAAACUCCCAACUCAUUCUGCCCACAUGACUUGCUUGAUCCUGACAACUCCCACUUAUGUGAAGCCAGGGGCCAAUCAUCUAAUGACAAAAAUUUAAUGACUCAGAUAUUGGUGGCUGGGGUUGAGGUGCCUGAGUCAGGUUGGGGGUGUAGGGUUAGCUUCAGUUACAGGAAGUCAAAGACUUUCAUUUCCUCUUCCAAAAGAAGGCUGGGAAUAAGAUUUAACUUGAGCAACAAGCAGCUGGGACUGACAACCUAGUUGGACUUGGGUUGAGGCUGUUCUGCCAUGAAGCUGGCUGUACUCUUCUCCGGGAUCUUGCUGGGGCUACUAGCAGUCUUUCCUCUGCUGAAAGCCCAGGAAACGGGGAAUGAAUGUCCUCAUAAAAAAUCGGCCACUCUGCUGCCAUCCUUCACGGUGACAUCUACAGCUACAGGAAGCACUGGAACAACCAGCCCCAGUACUACCAAGAGCCAAAGAACCACUACCUUAGGCACCACCAGCCAUGAAACUACAACAGCCACUCACAGUCCUGUCACCACCACCAGCCAUGGAAAUGCCACAGUUCAUCCAACAAGUAACAGCACUGCCAGCAGCCCAGGAUCCUCUACGAGUUUCCCCCACCCAGGACCACCUCCACCCUCUCCAAGUCCUAGCCCAGGCUCCAAGGCUGCUAUAGGAGACUACACUUGGAUUAAUGGCUCCCAGCCCUGUGUCCACCUCCAAGCCCAGAUUCAGCUUCGAGUUCUGUACCCAACCCAGGAUGGAGGACAGAACUGGGGCAUCUCUGUAUUGAAUCCCAACAAAACCAAGGCCCAGGGGGACUGUGAGGGUGCCCAUCCCCACUUGCUUCUCUCAUUCCCCUAUGGACAGCUCAGCUUUGGAUUCAAGCAGGAGCCACUGCAGAGCACUGUCUACCUGAACUCUAUGGCUGUGGAGUAUAAUGUGUCCUUCCCGCUGGCAGCACAGUGGACAUUCUCAGUUCAGAAUGCAUCCCUUCGAGAACUCCAAGCCCCGAUGGGCCAGAGCUUCAGUUGCAGAAAUGCGAGCAUCGUUCUUUCACCAGCUUUCCAUCUCGACCUGCUCUUCCUGAAGCUACAAGCUGCUCAGCUGCCCACUACAGGGGCCUUUGGGCCAAGUUUCUCUUGUCCCAGUGACCAAUCCAUCUUGCUGCCUCUCAUCAUCGGCCUGAUUGCCCUUGGCCUUCUCACCCUGGUGCUUGUUACCUUCUGCAUCUUCCGGAGACGCCCACCCACCUACCAGCCCCUCUGAGCAUUUGUCCCAACACUCAAGGCACCAGGGGAUGCCCUCAUUUCUGACCCUUCAACUGACUCAGAGACAGUGAUCUUUUCCUCACUGUCGUGAAGAACAAAAGUAGAGAUAAUGCAAUUGGGAGGGAUGAGGGGAGAUGUUUAUUAAAUAUGACAGAUUCCCCUCUCCCCCAACCUCCCAAGUGGGAGAAUAGUAAAACCUACUCAAAUCUGUCUUUGGUUUUCUUUGUCCUUACUGCCAGGAUUAAAAGCUGUGAGUUUCUUGUCACAACA